Molecule: messenger RNA, 1614 nt
Organism: Annulohypoxylon truncatum
Lineage: Eukaryota; Fungi; Ascomycota; Sordariomycetes; Xylariales; Hypoxylaceae
Exons: 1
Coding region: 149-1180 (343 amino acids)
Source: RefSeq, a predicted model, not a curated record
CGUAGGUGCCAACAUCAUCCCCUAUCUGCCUAAUUACAUACCAUUGUUACCUAUAAUACUACAUAGUACUAGGUAGUUAGCUUUCUAGCGACAAUUAUCCUACCUAGUUGCGCCAGUCGUUUCCGCCAAUCCCGAAAAUUGCAUUACCAUGGUCCGCCAAAGGGGUCAGGGGAAGUCGAGGCCCGCCAAGAAAGACGGCGGUCCUCCGGCACCCUUCAAACGCCCUCCGGAGGUCCUACAGCCGCUCCUCGAGACCCUGGAUGAAAAGCACGUGUACAUCACGCACAUCGACACUCAGCCCGCGGAUUUCAAGCGCAAGAUCUUCGCCGUACCCGUGCUUAUGAACGUAGGGCUAGUCGCGUUAUUCGCGUACCGCGUGUACUACAUCCUACCGUACUAUCUGCAGAUCCUCGCGUCCGUGCUAGGCUACCCCAACGAGACUACCAUGGUCGUCGACGAGAUGGAGUGGGCCGAGAUCGUGCCCGAGGUUGCGAAACGGACCUUCUCCUUCUUCCUGGACUUCCUGCUCUACGUCUUCAUCGGGCCCUGGCCCAUCAACUUCUUCUUCGCCCAAGAGGACGGCAACCCCGUCAUAUGGCGGUGGAGCGUCGGGUUCCGGGACCGCGAGAUUGUCGUGCGCCGGAGCGGCAAGUGGGACGAGACGAAAGGGGACGUCGUCAACGACGCCAGCGCGAAGAGCUUGUUCAUGUCGCGGGUCGGCGCGGCGACGUCGCCUAUGUUGCUUAACGAAAAGACGGGCUACCUCCUCAUGAACGCCGACUGGGGCCUGGACUGGGCGGCCAUGGUCGACGCUACCACCAUGGUAGAUAAUAAGAUGGCUGCUAUCGAAGCUUUCAAGACCGUGGUCCUGGUACACCAUGAGGAGCACGGGUGGCUUAGCGUCGACAUGAAGGUCAGCGAGAACGCGGAGGAAGAUGACAGGCGACGACAGGUAUUCGCCUUCAGAGACGCGCUUGCCGCCGUCAACAAGGAGGAUCUGUUCUAUCGCUGGAUCGAAAUCAUCCAGUACGAAUCAACGCAGCCCGGUGGGUUUGGCCCCGAGAAGCAAGAACAAGUUGCGAAACAGAUUAGGGAAAUGUUCGAGAAGCAAGGUAUCAACUUUGACGAAUUCUGGAAAGAAAGCGUAGGACAGGAUGUACCAAAUAAUCCACCGGUGUAAUUAAGGUUGGGGGUAAUUAAAAGGGAGGACAUGCAGAGGGAAAAAAGAAAAUCGAUUUGGGUUAUGUGUGAAUCGAACCCGCUCUGUUAAAAAACAAAACGAGAUUACCGCAUGUUGCAAUGGGAUCAUUUCGCGCUGUAGAGCCGCAACCAUAUAAUUCAGGUGGAUGUCCACAGCACACCACUUUCCCAUUACACCAUUUGGUAAUCUCUGCAGGUUGGACAUUUAAUUAUACCUAUAACCUCUUUGCAGGUUGUCAGGUGUCAAGUGUCAGGUUGUCGGGGCGACCAUCACUCAUAACCGUGCCUCCAAAUAUAGACUCAUAGACUUGUAGACCUACUAUAGACUACAUACAUUAUUUCUACUACAUACGAAUACGUAUUUUAUGACCAUUGUGAGCAGCUCACCCUCAUUCACAAGCUAGGCGAUCUGAU